AUGGGACGUGGGCUUGGCUUCCUGCUGGAGACACUCCUUUCCAUCGGGAGGAAGGAGCGGGCCACUGACGUGGACGACAGCCAGCGGGACCGAGGAACUAAGAACUACAACCUGAGAUGCACACUAUGUAAAGGCCUGCCCCUCUACACCUGUGAGCUGUACCUGGGGCUGCGACAGAAGCUCGUACUCCGCCACCCUCAGGGAAAGACGCUCGCACCCACGCACGACGGUUCGGGGGGCUUUUCAGAAGAGGGGAAGGACGCGGAGGGAGCGAGGAGGAGGAGGGGGCUGGGUCUGGGGAUGUUAUUUAGCCUCACCUCCCCACUCGCCAAACCGCUCCUGAAGGAGUGGACGAGCGACUGGACAUCGUUUUUGGACACGCUUAAGUUUCCUGCGGAGGACGAAGUAGCGCCGCGUGUCAGCGCCGCUCGACCGAAGGGACGAAUCACCGAGGUCUUUUUCCUUCUGGAUUAUGGCCUGGCGGCCACUGAAGUCUCUCUGGCGCCGCUGGAAGAUGCGGACCGAGCUGCGGGCCGUGUGGAGAGCCCCCGGCUAGGCGCUUUUCAGAGGAAGCUGUUCACAGUCCUCCAGUGGCAGGGACCCACCACCGACGGGGUCGGAGCUCAGCCCUACAGCGGCAGCCCCCGAGUCUGCCAGCAAGACCCCUUCAGCGGCGGGAGGAAACGGAUCUGGCUGGGAUUUUUAUUCCGGUGUAAGGAGAUGCUAGAUCUCGUGAUCGCUCACAGUGUGACUGCCGACUCCCACAGCCCUGUUGUUUGGAAGCAAAGUGCCUCGGCGCCCAUUCGUCUCUCCCCGGCGCCCCAUGUGUCCCCAGAUAUUAAAACAGAAGACAAUCUGAGCCACUCGCCCGGGCAGAACAGCCUCCUCACCUACGCUUCCAACUUCAGCAGCACCCCCUCCGGACAGGCCCUGUACAGCUACCCCACGCACGGCAGCAGUAUUUCCUCUGGCAUUUUCCAAGGGCCCAAUGGGAUCUGCAGCUCAACCCCAUUUAGCCCCACCCAGCAGGACUUCACUGCCUACCCUACCUUCAGCCAAAGCCAGUAUUCCCCUUACUACAGUUCGCACUACAACGCCCCCUACCUCACAGCCAGUAACGUCAGCCCGUCCGCCAUCACCACGGCGAUACCCUACCAGCACCCGGAACACCCCCCUGCUGCCACCAAUCAGAGCCCAGAGUCACUAGCAGGAGAGUACCACCCCCCGCCGAGCCCUCCCACCCCCAGCAAGGAGCUGGAUGGGGGUCCCGCUCGGAGACCUUCGGAUGGGAAGCUGCGCGGCAGGAAGAGGACCAGCGAUCCCGCGCCCCCCCUGGACUCCGAUAUCGAGCGCGUGUUUGUGUGGGACCUGGAUGAGACCAUCAUCGUUUUUCACUCCCUGCUCACUGGAACUUUUGCCUCUCGGUUCGGGAAGGACUCUUCCAAGGCUGUUUCUCUGGGACUGUGGAUGGAGGAGAUGAUUUUCAACCUCGCGGAUUCUCGCCUCUUCUUCAACGACCUGGAGGUGAGGGCUGUCUGCGCUUAUUCUGGAGCGACGCGUGUCUCUAGUAGAACCUCUGGCUCACCUUUCCACACGUACAACUUUGCAGCCGAUGGCUUCCAGAGCCCAGCAGGGGGCGCCACGCUCUGCUUGGGGUCGGGGGUUCACGGCGGGGUCGACUGGAUGAGGAAGCUGGCGUUCCGGUACCGCCGAGUCAAGGAAGUCUACAACACCUACAAGAACAACGUAGGAGGGUUGCUGGGCAGCCCCAAACGGGAGGAGUGGCUUCAGCUGCGGAGGGAGAUGGAGGUGCUGACCGACCUGUGGCUGACCCACGCGCUGAAGGCCCUGGCCCUCAUCAACUCCAGGCCGAACUGUGUGAAUGUGCUGGUGACCACGACCCAGCUGAUCCCAGCGAUAUCCAAGGUCCUGCUGUACGGGCUGGGCACAGCCUUCCCCAUAGAGAACAUCUACAGUGCUACCAAGACAGGGAAGGACAGCUGUUUCGAGCGAGUGGCCCAGAGGUUUGGCCGCAGAGCGGUGUACGUCGUCGUGGGGGACGGCGUGGAGGAGGAGACGGCUGCGAAGAAGAGAAAUAUGCCCUUUUGGAGGGUAUCCUGCAGAGCUGACCUGGAGGCUCUGAGCCACGCACUGGAGCUCGACUACCUCUAGGGGGCAGUGGCUCCUGUGAAUCCUCCUUCACUCGUGCUCUGGAGCUCUGGGGAUCCCUGGCCCUCAGUUUCAAGAACAGCACGGACCACUCCCUCUACCAGCAGCACAUCCGCUUAAAACAAUAUGAAAUGUUGCGAGUCUUCAUUACAGAUCCUGUCAAAUGAGUGUGGUAGAAGAGAGGGUGUUAAUUCUUAACUUGGCAGGAGGUUUUUCUCAUCUUUGAUUACGGCAAAGUUGCACUUCGACAAGAACCAAAGGCGAGAGAGAACUGUGUCGUUGGGGAUCCGUAUUGGAGAGGGAACUUUGUUUCAAUGUUUGUUUAACACGGGAGGGUUGGAAGGAGAAAAUCCCGCAGGUCUGGGCGUUGUGACCGAUGUCAUCAUUGAUGCGAACAUCUGGGUCGCAGGUUCGAAACCCCUCCCCCCUGCCGUGUGCCGACGGACAGCUUCACAGGAUUGGUAGCUUCAGGAAGCUUGCUCUGGUGGGCAGUGGACACCUGUAGUCGGAUUGUCUCGACCCUUUAUCGCGCAGUGGUCUGUGGGCGAGUCCACAUGCAGCCAUCGAAAUGAACGAUGCCUCAGCUUGGAAACGACCCGGAUAGACUGCACAAUCGCUUCCUGAUUCCUUCUAUAGAGAUCUUUGUUGUUGUUUUUUUAAAUCGUGCACAAUAAAUCUGGAAAAAUGAAUUGGAGUAAAGAGAAGGUGUCUUGCCAGUCUCAGUUUUCCAGGAUGUCCUCUUCUGUGGACAGACUUAAAUAGAGAAAAAGGACACUGACAGGGACACAAACGUGCCUCUCAGCAAGAAUUAGCCAUAUGGACACGCUCUGUGGUUCAGAUAUUUGGGAACUGGGAAAAUUGUUGAAUCAGUUUGAAACCUGUUGAUUAAUUUAUACUCAAAAAAGGGACGUGAGAUACUGAUCAAUUGCACAAUUAUUUCAUGGCCUUCUUUUUCCACAGCAGCACAGGAAUCACUGCUAAUUUAUUUUUGGAGGUGGGGGGUUGCUUUUUUUGCUGGAUGUUUGUGUUUUUUUCUGAUUUUCAUAUGGCUGUACUUGGAAAUCCACUGUUCAUUCAAAGGCAUCUCUCUGAAUGAAAGAAAAGAAGAAUUGUGGUGGUGUGUAUGGGUCAGGGUUCAGGUCAGUGAAGCACCUGAAAUACUGGAGGUUUUCAGUUUAAUGCUAAUAGAGGCCUUUUCCCUUAACUAAAGUACUGAUGCCCAUAGAUCUAUGCAAGAUAUAUUAUAUGAUAUCAAAAUGGUCAGGGCAUCUUCCCUGAAAUCAAGAAACGCUUAAGGUGAGAUUUAACUUCAGUAUAUUUUAUUUUUUCAUCUUAAUUUAAGAUGGAAAAAUUAAGAUGAAUACUGAAUUUAAGGUGUUUUAUUCAGACUGCCCCUUUACAGGGUGAGAAGCUCUUGCAAUGGGUUUUAAUUGAAAGAUAGUUGCAAGUGGCGUCCGAGCAGGGGAUCGUGACCCCCCAGCAAAACGCGCCACCUCCUCGCUCGCGUGGAGACAGGGAGACACCCGGUCCACGCGCGUCCUCCAGGGCUCGCUGUUAAUUCUAGACUGGCCAGGACUCAAGUCGCGUAUCUUGACAGCAAGCCGCAGUGGAGGAGGUGGAAAACACUGUCCGUAGUGUCCCCAGUGCCCUGCAAGGCUCUUUCACUGUAGGGGUGGAGCAGCCCCUUGUAGCUCGAACCCAGGCCGGGACAGCCUGUCUCUAUUCCUAGACCCUGCUAGAAAAUCCGUCUCCCAGCAGUCUUCCUGCAUAGCACAGGAUGCAGAAUGAAAAAGAGCACCCCUGGGCGUCAGCCGGUUCAAUGGCCACUGCAAUACAGCGUCAAUGUCCUUCUUGUUGUAGCAUCCUUACAUUUAUACUACAUUGAUCCUAAAGGGCACAAGACCUUUAAACCUCCAAAUGUUAUGGGACAACAGUGGCUUUCUCAAUUUAAAAAGGCCUUAUCGCUAAACCAAGUGCUCCUUCUCCUAGCCCUGAGUCAUUCAUGGAAACUGUCUGCCAGCGACUGGCAUUCUGCUUUUUUUCAAUAAGAAAAGUAAGGGCUGUAGAGUCACUGAGAAGGGAAUCGUAAUGGUCAGUCUCAGUGAGGGCUUAUUUGUGUAUAUUUUGUUGUAUUUUCUUUCUUCUGUUUUGUGUUUAAGGAUUUUUUAUACAUAUUCUGUACAUAUAUAAAUCUCUAAUAAACUGGUAUGGGGUGUUCCUGGACUUUGCAUGUGUCUGUUACACUGUGCCUUCCUCUGCCUUAGCCAUGAUCUGUAUAUACUUUUGUUUUGUGAUUGUGACACUCAUAGAAUAAAACGAUUAAUUU
Lepisosteus oculatus (spotted gar) is the source of this 4495-nucleotide messenger RNA. The record is from RefSeq and is a predicted model, not a curated record. Lineage: Eukaryota; Metazoa; Chordata; Actinopteri; Semionotiformes; Lepisosteidae.